This is a messenger RNA of Rhodofomes roseus, 730 nucleotides long. RefSeq lists its product as uncharacterized. Bases 235 to 612 code for a protein of 125 amino acids. The transcript is spliced from 3 exons. The record is from RefSeq and is a predicted model, not a curated record. NCBI's taxonomy places the organism in Eukaryota, Fungi, Basidiomycota, Agaricomycetes, Polyporales, Fomitopsidaceae.
GGCAAGGGCAUGGCCCACCACCGCGCUCACAGGGCAGUGGUGCAUUCGGUCACCGGCCGAGCGGCCUGCACCGGUGCGAUGAUGUCAGUCGUCCGUCCAGCUGUGGUGGCCGCCUCUAUAUAACCCGUCGUGUGCCGUGCUCACCGUCUUCACUCACCGUCACCGACCACCUCAUUCUCGACAACAGUCACAAAGUCUUUGCGCUCUUACGAACCUCACGACACACCAUCCAUCAUGAGCCACCUCGUACCGCCCCAGGAGGAGAAGCGCGACACCACCCAGUGGGCAGGCAAGUUGCCCGUCGACCACGAGGUUCCUCCUCAACACACGGCCCCGGGUAUUGCGGCUGUCAGCAACGGCAAUCUCAACAAGGAUGCCGACUUUCUCGUUGCGCCGCAGGAGGAGAAGAUCACAACAUCGAGAGCAGGCAAUGCACCUCUUGAUCGGGGUCUUGAUCGGCUAGAGAAGGAGAUCAACAAGCACGGCAUUGCAGACGACUCGACCAGCGAUGAGCGGGCGCGAAACAGGCAGAUCGCUAGCUCCGUGCUCUCUGGCGGGGCCGGUGUCACAGGAGAGGAUCUCAGCACGACGGAGAACAAGCAUAUUGUGUAAAUUCAAGGACAACCCAUAUAGAAGUCGCGUCGGCAUUGUGUAUCAGUAGUCAUGUAACAUAAAUGGCACAUUCACCAGCGUCGCGAGUCGGACUCGCGACUGUUCUUAUAAACUGUUA